UUGGUGAGUGUGAAAUUGAUCGAAUGGGGGGAUUACGAGCAGGAAGUCGCGCGAUUGUGGAACCUUUCCUCUGCUCUUAAGGAAGCUAGAGAGAAGAAGGAAGCUCUGGAAGGGAAGCUUUAUUCGCUCAAUCAGAACCACAAGGCCCACGAUAUCCAGAAGCGCCGCCGCAUCGUGGACGACAACGACGUCCUGCUUUCCUCAUCAUCUCCAGCUUGCACCCUCAUCCGCCGCGACGUUCCCUUUUCCUCCUCCGCUAGAUAGGUGACAGUGGUGGCGGCGGAGACGAAAGAGGAGUACAAUCCGGCGGGGGCGGUUGAGGUUAUGGCGGGGUUGGCGAAGGCAGAGGUGUUAGUGGAGUUUGCGGUGACGGCGGCGGAAGGUGGCUACAUGGGUCGACGCAAGGGCAUGAUCCACACUUCAUCUCCGCCGGUGCUUCAUCAUCCUGUAGUGGGUUUUGAUCGUCCAACUUCUCUGUGA
Molecule: messenger RNA, 480 nt
Organism: Linum tenue
Lineage: Eukaryota; Viridiplantae; Streptophyta; Magnoliopsida; Malpighiales; Linaceae
Source: the annotation of a GenBank genome assembly